GCGCCUGUUAACAGAUUUUUUGUUUGUUUGUUUGUGUUUUGGGACGUCGGAAGCCUCCGCGGCGGCCCCGGAAGCGGCGGCGGCGGCGUCCCCCGGCGACCCCGCGCCCUCUCCAGACCCCCGAGCCAGCCGCUUUCUCCGCGGGGGUGCUCGGACGAGGGACCCGGCCCCGAGGGAAGGGAGCGCCGGCUCCCGCUAGGCCCGAACUCAGAGUAUGGGUCCAGGCCAUACCUCAGUGGCAGAGCACAUACUUUGCAUGGAAAAGGUUCAGAGGCCGAGCGUCGUCAUCUCUCGUUCAGAAGGACUUCCUCUCUGAAAGGGCUGGGAAGACCCCCGUCCAGGCUGCCCCCACCGCCUCUGUGAGCCACGAGCCAAGGCUGCACUAGAUGGACCAGUGGUCUGAAUCAGAACCUACUUGGCUUCAUGGUUGACUCCUCUUCUAAACAGUGCCCCAGUUCAUGUAUUCAUUCGUAUUUGGAGACCAGCCUUUCCAGCAGUGGUGGGAAAGCUGAGAUUUCCAGCUUGGACUCUGUGUCCCAGCAUCCACAAGCCACUUACUCUGUGAGUUGUACUCCAUCACACGUGGAGGGUUGCAGCUUGAACGAGGCCGAUAGGGUAUUCAAGCUUGUGGUUCACCAUGGAUGGAAGAAGAUAGUAGGGGAAGGUGGCCGAACUUGGGACAGGAUGGCUUUCUUGGACAACCCAACCAUUAUCCUGGCUCACAUCCGGCAGUCGCACGUGACCAGUGAUGACACGGGGAUGUGUGAAAUGGUCCUGAUUGACCACGAUGUCGACCUGGAAAAAUUCCAGCCUGCUUCGGCCCAUGGGGAGAGCAGCUCAGAAGCACAGGGCAGCAAUGGUGAAUCUCAGGGUUACGUCUACUCUCAGUCAGUCGACAUUACCUCAAGCUGGGACUUUGGCAUCCGAAGGCGAUCGAACACAGCUCAGAGACUGGAACGACUACGAAAGGAGAGACAAAAUCAGAUAAAGUGUAAGAAUGUGCAGUGGAAAGAGAGAAAUACGUCGUAUUCAGCGGAGGAGCUGAGCAUGCUGUUUGAGAAGAAGAACUUCCGGCUGAAGCCGGCACAUGCCAUGAAGCCGUCGAUCCUCUCGGUCCGACUGGAGCAAUGCCCUCUGCAGCUGAACAACCCAUUCAAUGAAUACUCAAAAUUUGAUGGCAAGGGCCACAUUGGCACCACUGCAACCAAAAUCAUCGACGUCUACCUCCCGCUGCACCCAAACCAGGACAAGCUGCAGCCCAUGACCGUGGUGACGAUUGCCAACGCCAAGGUGCACGACUUGAUCGGGCUUAUCUGCUGGCAGUACACGAGUGAAGGACGGGAACCCAAGCUCAACGACAACGUCAACGCAUACUGUCUCCACAUUGCCGAAGAUGACGGCGAGGUCGACACGGACUUCCCACCCUUGGACUGCAACGAGCCCAUUCACAAGUUCGGCUUCAGCACGCUGGCAUUGGUGGAGAAGUACUCAUCGCCUGGCUUGGCGGCCAAGCAGUCCCUCUUCGUGCGAAUAAAUGCUGCGCAUGGAUUCUCGCUUAUCCAGGUGGACAGCAUGAAGGUCACCAUGAAGGACAUUUUGCAGAAGGCCUUGAAGCGGAGAAAAGGGUCGCAGCGAGGCUCAGGCCCUCAGUACCGGCUGGAGAAGCAGAAUGAGCCAAACGUCCCUGUUGACUUAGACUGUACCUUGGAAAGCCAGAGCACCUUGGAAUUCUGCCUCGUCCGUGAGAACAGUUCAAGAGGAGAGGAGGUCUCCGAGGAGGAUCCGCAGAUCGACAUCGCGACGGUUCAAGACAUGCUCAGCAGCCAUCAUUAUAAGACCUUCAAAGUCAGUGUGAUCCACAGGCUUCGGUUCACGACGGAUGUCCAGUUAGGUAUUUCAGGAGACAAGGUAGAAGUGGAUCCCGUGACAAAUCAGAAAGGCAGCACCAAGUUCUGGAUUAAGCAGAAGCCCAUCUCCAUCGACUGUGAGCUGCUGUGCACCUGCGACCUUGUGGAAGAAAAGAGCCCAACCUUCGCUGCAGGAGCUGCGGUUGCAUGUAGAGGACGAGGCUCGCCUUCCCGGGGCAUCGUCUGCCUUCUUGCUCCGCUCUGCUGCACUUCGGGGGAACCGAUAUCCUUUGCCUUUCCGUGCCUGCAGACUUCCUGGGCAGCCCCUUCCGAAUUGCCUGCCACCUUCCACGGAUCCUGCAAAGUGGGGCUCCUGCCUCCCUCAUGGAAGAGGGCCUGCUGGUUCCACGUGCCGUGUUUGAGCAAGGCACGGAAGCACAGCGGUGACGCGCAUGGAGACAGGCGCAUGCCUGGCUUUUCCAUUCCUGAUUAACUCUGCUUAGUCCUUUGAGAGGCCCAAACACUGGAUGGGGAUCCGUUAGAGUUGGCACUGGCAACGUCCUCGGAACAUUUCCUGCAAAACCGGCAGCGUGGUUCUUUGCACCCACUGUGCUAGGGGCUGUCCUUCCACUUCUGCCAGGAGCCGGUCAAGUUUCAUCCGUGGAGCUUCGGAGCAGGCGAGCAAACCACGUUCCUUGCCAGUCACUGCUUCCUCGCUCCUGGGACUCGGGAGGAUCCAGGAACUCCCCGUGACUGAUCGCUGCUGAUGAGACCUCCGCACAGAAAUCACAUCCCGUUGCAAAGCCCAUGGCAUCUAAAGCCUGUGAUAUCUGAUCAGGGAUGACUUGGUGAAUGCUCAGGAAUUGUGUGGAGAAUCCCCUCCUCUUGGUAUCAUACAGCCAUUCAGCUUCCUUGGGUGUCGCAGCCCACUGCUGACAGCUCUCCCAGCCCUUUGCUGAUAGCAGCCUAGUAGAAGCAGUCAGAAUAAUACUGCAAUGUUCCAAAUCACAUCACCUUUGUUAUGUCUGGAAUUCUCACAACAGUCCUGUAAGGUUGGCCAGGGGCAGUAUACCCGUUUCACAGAAAGAGAAACCGAGGCAGAGAGAAAGAGACCCUAUGAACUCCUAACAAAAGAAAGAUUUAAACCCGUGCAGUCCUUUCUGCUACUCAUCCUCUGAGCCGCACCGUCACACUAGCUCCAUUAACAAUCAGCCAGUCUAAUGACAAAGCAGUCUAAUUAAGAAGAUUAACGUCCAUACAUUUCCAGUGUUUUCCCGUGUUGCUGAGAUUCUCAGAUGUUCUCUGCGUUCCCACCCCGGGUUAUCGACU
Messenger RNA from Varanus komodoensis (Komodo dragon), 3176 nucleotides. It is a transcript of the gene MAPKAP1, whose product is annotated as MAPK associated protein 1. Gene Ontology annotation, molecular function: phosphatidylinositol-4,5-bisphosphate binding. Gene Ontology annotation, cellular component: plasma membrane; TORC2 complex; cytoplasm. The coding region runs from base 424 to 2340 and encodes 638 amino acids. The record is from RefSeq and is a predicted model, not a curated record. NCBI's taxonomy places the organism in Eukaryota, Metazoa, Chordata, Lepidosauria, Squamata, Varanidae. The transcript is spliced from 13 exons. Gene Ontology annotation, biological process: TORC2 signaling.